Molecule: messenger RNA, 277 nt
Organism: Periconia digitata
Lineage: Eukaryota; Fungi; Ascomycota; Dothideomycetes; Pleosporales; Periconiaceae
Source: the annotation of a GenBank genome assembly
UCGCAUCGCUUUCAUCGAUAUGCCUGGUGGCCCCAGACCCCCUCUCGAUGUCGUUGCCUCGUGGCCGGCCCCGAACUAUAUAAACCCAGAAGGCAGAGGACCGGUGACGUCUAGACUCGCAUACGCUCUAUCUCCGAUCACGUUUUUCCUUGUUUUCGGACGGCUGUGGGUUCGAUUCUAUGUACAGCGCAAUUCUGGUGUGGAUGACUGGCUGAUGAUUGCCGCUCUGGUAAUUUUCCUGCUCCAUUUUGCAUGGCUUCCUGAACUUACAGUCUGA